Molecule: messenger RNA, 828 nt
Organism: Haliotis rubra (blacklip abalone)
Lineage: Eukaryota; Metazoa; Mollusca; Gastropoda; Lepetellida; Haliotidae
Product: acid-sensing ion channel 1A-like
Exons: 6
Coding region: 1-828 (275 amino acids)
Biological process (GO): sodium ion transmembrane transport
Cellular component (GO): membrane
Molecular function (GO): ligand-gated sodium channel activity
Source: RefSeq, a predicted model, not a curated record
AUGAAGGUGACAGAGCCGUCACUGCAGUACCUGGCUCACAACAUCGGUAUUUCCGGCUUCAAGUACCUGCUUGGCCCUGACGCCACUACAGCCAGGCGAUUUACAUGGUUGUUUGUGAUCCUUGCCGCCGUGUGUUGGAUGGUGUGGAACAUCCAUGGCCGCCUCGUCUACUUCCUCGCCUACCCCACUUCUCUUGACACUCAGAUCCACUACCAGGAUGCGGUGGAGUUCCCCAAGAUCACAAUCUGCAACCAGAACACCUUCAGGUCCAGCCAGGUGUUAAAUGAGACGGAUGGGCCCAGGACAUCACCGACCCUAUAUGAAGCACUAAAUCAGUACCAUCGAGUGAGACGAGGACAUCUGAACCAACUGGAGGACAAGUACACCGACCUGCUUUCCUCCGCCGGAAGCUGGGAAUUCUUCAAGAAAAUGGCGCACAGGAAGGAAGCACUAUUAAAAGGGUGCACAUGGAAGGGCCUACCUUGUGGCCCAGCAAACUUCUCCACAGUGAUGACUGACCUUGGUGUAUGUUAUCAGUUUGAAGCCUAUAACAAGGAGACGCCACUAACAGUAGACACGAGUGGUCACCAGAGCGGCCUUAGCCUCUCCCUUAUGGUUGAACAGUUCGACUACAUGGGUGGAUCACGUGACUCCGCGGGAGCCGUUGUCGUCAUUUCCGCUCCUAACGAUACCGCGGCUUUUGCUGAUUCGACCGGUUUGGGUGUGACAGUUGGGUUCAGUACAGGUAUAGCCCUGAAGAAAACCAGGGGUCUGUACGAGAGACUAUUGGAGAACAUGAACCAGCGAAUAGCAGAAAAACUGUGCUAA